UCCUUCUAGUUCCAUGUCUGAAAACCAAAAAUACUGGUUUUCUUUCUACUCACACUCGCUCUCAAUUUCAGUCUUUAGUUUUGGGCUGUUGUAGAGGUCAGUCAGCUUCUUCAAUUUUUGUUUUGUUUUUGUUUUUGGUUUUCUUUUUUCUUGUUGAUAUUAAUUAUUUGAGUUUUGGGUUUGAAUUUAUUUCGGGCGUUUGGUCAAUGAGCAUCUUCAAUUUUUGUUUCUGUUUGCUGAUAUAAAUAUUCUGAGUUUUUGGUUUUAAUUCCUUUCGAGAAAUUGAAUCUUUAGGCAGUUUGUGAGCUUCUUUAAUUUUUUUUUUGUUUUUUUUUUUUUUGGGGGGAAUGUUGAUGUAUAAUAAAACAGUUUAAUUUUUCAGUUAUAAUUUAUUUUUGGAUAUUUCGUCUUAGAGCUGUUGUUCUUGCUGGAUUUUGGUUUCUCAAUUUGAAAUUUCUACUGGAUAUUUUCAUUUCUGAGUUUGUGCACUGGAAAUUUCUUCAAAAUCCCAUUUCAUACGCUCAUUCUGAAACAGAGCCCAUUUCUUUUUCCAUUUUAUAGGUUGAUUCCCUUUAUAUAUGUAGGUUUCUAUGUAUGUUGACUUCAUUUUACAAAUCUAUUAAUGCAACGGACCAAUUCUAUGCAUUUCAAAAAGAGAGCUCUUCAAUUUUGCAGAAAAUAUUUAAGUGGUUCUGUUUAUACACUUUCUUUCGUUGGCCUCUAAGAAAAUCCUGGAGAAUCAUUUUGAUAACUUUAUCAUAACCUGUGUGAUUGAUUGAGUUUGCUUCCAACAGUAAAAUGUGUUAUAUCCAUGUAGACAGUUUGAUAAAGAAGUAGACAAUCUUCUCAGGAUUUUAUAACCAUGGCUACAAAAAGAGUGAAGAGAAACUGUGGAGAAAAAAAGGUACAAAAUGAGCCCGACAUCAUGGCCGAAGACCGCAUAUCACAAUUACCUGAUUCUCUCAUACAUUAUAUUUUCUCAUUCCUUCCUACCAUUCAUCUUGUUAGAAUGAGUCGUGUUUCAAGGCGUUGGAGACGGAUGUGGGUUUCCACUCCCUUUUUAUAUUUUGAUUGUCAAUUCAAUGAUGUUACUUUCACCAAGCAGGUAAAUAGAUUAAGUAUGUUCCUAAAAUUUUUGGGAAACUGUUUGAGAUGUCGAAAGCUAUACAUGCAACCAGAUACAUUCAUAACAAGUUUGAAGCUUCACACGUACUAUAAACUUGGACGCUAUGCUGCUCAACGUGUAGAUAAUUGGGUGAGGUUUUCCAUUCAAAGUAAAGUGAAGGAGUUAGAUCUUCAAGUGCGAGGGUACUGUACUCCUCCGUUUGUUUAUACUGCAAGUUCAUUGAUGCAACUGAAGGUUCAUAUGGGGUCUGAGGUCGCUUCACUUUCAACCUCAAGUUCAUUAACUCAUCUUGAGUUAAGAGGUUUGAAGCUGGAGGUUCGUUUUCUUUCAAAGUUUCCCUCUUUGAAAGUUCUUUCUUUGAUCUCUGUGGAAUCUAAUUAUGAGUCAUUUCAAAAUCUUAUCUCUGGAUGUCCUAUUAUUCAGGAUUUGCAUUUACUAGACCCAAAGGAAAUUCAUCCUAUGCAUGGAUAUCUAUGUAGGUUGGAUAUAAGCAACAUAGAUUUUCCUGCUAAAACACUUAAAACUCUCUCAUUAUUUUCUGUGACGUGUGCUGAUCAGCGGCUGGAAUGUUUAAUUUCUGGGCUUCCCCUGCUUGAGAGAUUAACUUUAAUUUGUUUUUAUGGAGUAAAUAUUAGUAUCCUUAGUCAUAGCCUGAAAUAUUUAUCCUUUGAUCCAUUUGGGGAUAACACAAAGGCCAAGUUUGUAACACCAAAUUUAGUUUACUUAUAUUUGAGGUGUCGUGUCUCGUGGAUCAUUUCCAUUGAGGCUCCCAACCUUUUCCAAGGCGAUUUGAGUCUUUCAGAUGGUGGCUAUAAAUCAGCUUCAUAUUUUGAUCUUGUACAUUUUCUUGCAAAUCUCAACGGCUUGAAGAAGAUGAAGCUGUCUAUCGUCUGGGAUGAGGAUAUGAUUUUUCCAGAAGAUAUAAGAAAUACAUCAUCUCCUCCCUUGCCUAAUUUGAAGCAUCUUGAAGCUUCCUUGUACGACAAGCACAAGAAAAAUUCAGAACUGCACGAAUUUUUGGUUUGGUGCGCACCUUCUGUAGAGACUGUCAAAAUAAAUGGUGAAUCUUAUUGCAAGUAUUAAGGUCUUUCUAAAAGCUGACUUUUAUACUUAAAACUACAUUUGUAAAGGUUUAAUUUUGGAGCUCACUUAUGCACGAUUGUUUCAUGUUCAUAGGUAAUUUCAGUUAGGGUUAAAUACAUUUACUACCUUCUAGUUUGGCUCAGUUUCAUUCAA
This is a messenger RNA of Ziziphus jujuba (common jujube), 2362 nucleotides long. RefSeq names its product F-box/LRR-repeat protein At5g02910. Gene Ontology annotation, molecular function: protein binding. The record is from RefSeq and is a predicted model, not a curated record. The transcript is spliced from 2 exons. The coding region runs from base 863 to 2209 and encodes 448 amino acids. Lineage: Eukaryota; Viridiplantae; Streptophyta; Magnoliopsida; Rosales; Rhamnaceae.